AUUUCCGAUAGUCCUCGAAGGCGACUAACAACCGUCGACAGUAACGUUAACUGUUACGGCUUGACACUUUAGCUUUGGAUUGGAGACCAGAAACAGCGUCGGUGUCGUUCAAAGAAAUCUCAUUUCACAAUGUCAGCAGCUGGUCCAGAUGGUUCUGGCGCAGUGUCAGGAAACAAGCGCUUGCAGCAGACCCAGGCUCAGGUGGAUGAGGUGGUGGAUAUUAUGCGUGUUAAUGUGGACAAAGUGCUGGAGCGUGACCAGAAGCUUUCUGAACUGGAUGAUAGAGCAGAUGCGCUGCAGGCUGGAGCCUCCCAGUUCGAGACCAGUGCUGCUAAGCUGAAAAGGAAAUACUGGUGGAAAAACUGCAAGAUGUGGGCCAUCCUGAUAGCUGUCAUCGUGAUCAUCAUCAUCAUCAUCAUUAUUUGGACUUACUCCUAAGACAGCAACGACAGGCGGAGGAGUGGAGGAAACGAUGGAGAGGAAAGGAGAAACGUACAUAAUUAAAGUUUCAGAGGAAAAGUCACGCAACAUGCGAUAACUGGCUGCUGAGCUCCACAACAUUUUUGUCGUGUUUGUGGUUUAAACACGUGCAAGGUUUAUACAUGUGCCUGAGUAAAGGAUUAUCAUAAUAAUGUUUUAUCCUGCAUUACUACACCAUACCAAACAUCUUUAAACUUAUAUUAGAGUUCCAUGUCACUUGCCAAAGAAAACAGAAACAUACAUUCAGAAACGAAAACCUAUAAAAUUUUUUUACUAAAUUAUCUUUGAAUGUAUGACAAAUUACACACGCACACAAACAUUCUCCAAUCCAACCUCAGGACUAGAAGUGAAGAAUGUUGUUAACGCUCCUCAACAUAUAUUAACUUUUUACGUUUUUUUUAAUAGCCAAUGAUUUUGUGUGCCAGGCUAUGAGAAGUGCCUAUCAGGGUAUGCUGUUCUGUGUUAGUUUAGAUUGUGAUAGUACCCCUGCAUAUCAUUUAAGAGACUCCCCUUUUACAAUACAUACACAUUUGUACUUCUCAGAUGCCAACAAUUAGAUAUUUCUCAUUAAAAAAUAAAUGCUGUUUUAUGAUCUAGUGUCGUGCCCGUUCCAAACAGGUCUGUUUUGAAACAGGCCGAUUGCUUGACCUCCGGUAUUUCACCUUUCGAGAACCACUCAUCCAAACGUCACAAUGGACUUCCUUUUGUCCUUAGCAAUACACUUGCCAUGACAAAGUACAUUCCCUAGGAAUGCUAUAUAUGCAUUAUUUGGGUGCAAUCGCUCACUCAAGCAUAGACUGAUAUCAAGCUAACUGCACCCAGCGUGCCAUUCAGCCGUGUAACAGUUAAUAGGGGUCUCCUCUUGAUACACUACACAGUGUGUACUUACACGAGAAUGCAUAUGUCCCGUAGAUCUCAAGAGUGCACAAUUGACACUUCAUUGGGUCCUCAACAAAAUACCAGCCAAGUGUGAAGUUGAACGGUUGUCGAAGGCAUCAAAAGACAUACAUGCAUACAUACUGACAGACUCCCUCCAAUUUAGUUAGAUAGUUACAGUCGACCGGGUAAAGGUGGGCUCUGAAGCCCACCUUUUAUUGUAUUUUAUUUAUACGCAUGGUUUAGUGCUAAUUCAUUUCUUUGUGUAAAACGUUGAUUUUGGAUUAUUUAAGAGGAAUUUCAUUGGUAACCUCAACAAAUAAGCUAACCAGUAACUGAUCAUACCUGUCCUUGUCCAUUUAACUUUCAGGUAGGGCUUAAUUAGGAAAUAGUAUGGGUUUGUGUUGAGAUAAGUGCCUUUUAUAUUAAGACCGACAGCCUCACAGCUAGGUGAAGUUGGAGACACUGCCGUGAAGUUUAAAAAAGGAAAAAGUGCUAUAGUGGGUUAAAAGUGGCAAAUCAGGUGCUCUCAAUGAUGUGCCAGCAAGUUUGACUUUGUGAUAUAUUCAAGCCUGAAAAGUAAGAACAUGUAGUGUUAGACAGAUGCCUUUAUGGGUAUCUCCAAUGGAGACCAACCAAAAUACAGCCACGUCUUAUUUAUCAUAUAAACCAGCCACUAAAAGAGUAGUGCCUUCUGAACUGUCAAGACAAUUACUGUCAGCUCAGCUUAUUUAACCUUUAAUAAAGUAUUCUGUUUAGUAACACUUGCAUUUAUCCCAGCUGAUCGAAACAAAGUGCAUCUUGUGUGAUAUUUUAGUUUUAAUAUUCUUCUAACAAAAGCGCUUUAUGUAGUAUUUUUGUCUCACUGUUGCUAAGCAUCAUAUGUUUGAGUGUCUAGAAAAACUUUGUUGGGCACUGACACCAUUAUAUACCAACACUGGAUGAUUGCAUUCCCUGCUGCUGCCUCCAUCCUUUUCUUUUAGACUGGUCUUCAGUGUGUGUAAGAAACUGUUUACAAUGAGCACUACACAAUACAAUAAGAUGGGCAAUUUAACAUUUUAUAUAGUAUAUAGAUUUAACCAAACUGUAGCCAUUAAGGAAACUGGUCUGCAGACCAAAUGUUUCAUCACAGGUGUGUGGAAUUGUCAUGAUUCUAUAAUUUCUUCUCCAGAAAUGUAAGACCCAGUAACUUCCAACCAUUGCUUAUGUCUAACCCUCUGAGCAUGCAUUUGGAAAUACGUGCAUUUCUACUCUUUGGGUUUAAAUGCCUUUUGCUUGAAUAAAACAGAUGUGAUUUAAAAUAC
Messenger RNA from Cyclopterus lumpus (lumpfish), 2660 nucleotides. It is a transcript of the gene vamp3, whose product is annotated as vesicle-associated membrane protein 3 (cellubrevin). The record is from RefSeq and is a predicted model, not a curated record. The transcript has 5 exons. Gene Ontology annotation, molecular function: SNAP receptor activity; syntaxin-1 binding. The coding region runs from base 130 to 438 and encodes 102 amino acids. Gene Ontology annotation, cellular component: SNARE complex; plasma membrane. Lineage: Eukaryota; Metazoa; Chordata; Actinopteri; Perciformes; Cyclopteridae. Gene Ontology annotation, biological process: SNARE complex assembly; vesicle-mediated transport; vesicle fusion.